This is a messenger RNA of Bacillus rossius redtenbacheri, 4363 nucleotides long. It is a transcript of the gene Swip-1, whose product is annotated as EF-hand domain-containing protein D2 homolog. The transcript has 4 exons. NCBI's taxonomy places the organism in Eukaryota, Metazoa, Arthropoda, Insecta, Phasmatodea, Bacillidae. Gene Ontology annotation, molecular function: calcium ion binding. The coding region runs from base 102 to 710 and encodes 202 amino acids. The record is from RefSeq and is a predicted model, not a curated record.
CAGCGCGCCGCCAGCGCCAGGCCGCCAGUUGGCCGGAGCGCGCGGUCGGGGCUGGUGGUCGCUGCUGCUGUUGUUCGGGUCGACUUGACGCGCGCGGGAGCAUGCCGGCGGACGAGGAGCUCAACUCGAUCCUGAGCCGGCGCCAGGCCAUCAACGACGCCAUGGGGGAGGGCAAGGACGUGGCGCACCAGUUCCGGCCCGUCAGGAAGAACAUCUACACGGAGUUCCACGAGUUCAGCCGGCGGCAGAUCAAGGAGUACGAGAAGACCUUCAACAAGUACGACGACGGCCGCGACGGCUUCCUGGACCUGGAGGAGAUGAAGAGGAUGAUGGAGAAGCUGGGCGCUCCCCAGACGCACCUCGGCCUCAAGGGCAUGAUCAAGGAGGUGGACGAAGACGGAGACAACAGGAUCAGCUUCAGAGAGUUCCUCCUGAUCUACCGCAAAGCAAAUGCCGGCGAGCUGGUGGAAGACAGUGGGCUAAGUAAACUAGCAAAGCUCACGGAGAUCAACGUGGAGGAAGUUGGCGUGGGAGGAGCCAAGAACUUUUUUGAAGCUAAGAUUGAGGAGCUGAACAAGUCCAGCAAGUUCGAGGAAGAGAUCCGCCAGGAGCAGGAGGAGCGGCGUCGGCAGGAAGAGGAGCGUGAGAGGCGGAAGGUUGCCUUCAAGCAAAAGGCAGCACUGUUCCAGAAUGGCAGCGCUGAGUCCUGAAACGUCCACGCUCGUUAAAGACUGUCAAGAGUGAGCUGUGUGUUUGAGGAGGGGACGCUGACCAUGUCGUUUUAGCUGAAAGCUAAUUUCUUUUAAUGUGUCACAUUUAAAAAUUAUAAAUGUGUGUUGUGUUACCUACUACAAUAUGAUGCAAAGCAUAUAGUGUAGUAAUUUUUUAAGUCUAAAAAUUUUAAUAUUUCUUGCAGUACAGGAGUUACACUAUUUUGGGUAACAUUUUUUUUAUAAUGAAGCUGCAUUGCUUAUAAGUUAUCCAGGUUGAUCUUAAUCUUUGUGCCGUGUCGAGGUGACAAUACCGCGCUUGGACGUGAUAUUGUAAAGGAACCCUGUGUGAAUGUGUUUGCACUACUGGUGCUUGCAAUUUGUUUUAGUUAAUGGGUGUGUAAAUAUUGUAAUUUACAGGAAUUAACACAAACUAUAAAUAUUGUCUAACUUUAUAAAUAUAUUAUAUAUUGGAGGGAGAAAAACAAGGGUGUUUGAUAGUAUUACAUAAUAAAUAAAGAACUUUAAUUCAAGUAACCAUUGUUUUAAGCCAUACUAUUAAAGUUUAAGUUUUACUGUAAACAAACAAAAUCUGCAAGUUCCUAAUUUUAAAAUCACAAUUUUUGAAAAUGAACUGGCUGAGUAAAAACCAUGAUUAUUAAGAAUAUGGUAGAAAAGAUUGUGUGAAGGCAAGGGGGGAUAAAAUGGUGAUAUGAAAAUUUCUGUUGAAACCUACUUACCAAGAUGAUUGUCGAUUGAAUUAGAAUUUUUGAUAUUUGGAAUUCCUUGAAAAAUAUAAUCUCAAACAUUUUUUCAGCACAUAUGAGUUCCAGCUAUUUUCAAUCCCACCAUCUUAUUUUCCUUUUUUUAAAAUUCUUAUCUCUGGUUGACUAUAUUAUGUAAGAUCUGAAACAUAUUUUGGAUAGCUUUAUCUUGGAACAUCCAUCACCUAUACUAAAAAUUUUAAGUAAGUGCUGGUGUUUGCACAGAGUAUGUGAGGGACAGAGAAGUGCUUAAGCAGAUUACACCUCUAACAAGUAUAUUAAAACUGAUCAUGUUUCUUCCCACAUUUUAUAUGUUCUGUUACACUGUAAUCCACCGGAAAAUAUUGCUACCACCAAAUUCUAAUGACUAGAUAUGUAGAUACUAGGACAUAAACAGAAAAAUUAGUGAUUUUCUUUACAUUCUUAUUUUGCUUCCUCUCAUUUUUCAUUUGAAUUAAAUUCUUAAGACUUCACAAAGUUAAUCCAUGUUGUACCAUUGUGCUACAGACAUCAGUAAUUUAGCUGUGCCAAACAAGACACUAGUAUUUUUGUAACUUACAUAGGAAACAGCUGAAUAGGACUUUCAAGUUCCAAACCUCGCAGAAUGAAAUAGUAUGGGUACAGUUAAAUUCAAUGAAAUUAAAAAAAAAUUACUUAUUUUAGUAUCUUGUAAGUAUUUCUCUUGAACCUGCUAAAAAAAAAAAGCUAUCUAAAAGAUAAUACAUAGUAAUAAUUUCUAAUAUGCUACUUUACAAUACCUCUACGUAUUUUGUGGUGAGACUGAAGGUUGCACCAGGCAUUUAGAUACCAUUCUGCUCUUUGAUAGAAGAUCAAAUGAUCUUUGGAUCAUGCCUCUAAACGUUGCACCAACACACACAGAGACUGCACCAUCAUCUCUCACGUGAACUGAAGUUUAUACAUUUCCAAUCUGCGACAACAGGUAGCAGCAGUGUCGAAGAAAUGUUAAGUGCAUUCCUAUUGGUGGGCUCAAAUUAUACAAGUCGCUACAAUUGAUUGACACAACUAGCCAAUGAUUGAUACUGUUGCCACAAGAUAGCAGUUUUACAUGUGGCCACUGACCAAAUUUUAAUGACUGAAAACUCAUACUGUUUGUUGUUUAAAAGUUAAUACAAAUAAAAACAGUUUGAAAUAUUAAUACAUUUUCACUAAAAAAAAACUUUCAUAUUUUAUAUGGAAAGUAACUGUGACUGAAUGAAUAGCUUAGCACACAUUUAAAAUGCUUAAAAUAGAGCAUUUCACGUGGCAAGUGGUGUUGUAACAUUACAAUAAGUAGCAGUUUUGAUACCUGUCUUAUAAAUGGUUUGAAAUUUUGUCAAAAAAAAAAAAAAAGCUGUAAUAUUUAAGUCUGAUUAAAUUAACCUGCAUAAAGUCUAUAAAAAUUCCGGACAUGUCUGCUCACUCAGGGUCAAUCCGAGAUCAUUGUGCAUGACCCGCCCUGAGCUUUAUAUUGAAGUUCCCAAUGAUCAUCGUUCAGCUUUCAAAAAAAAAAUUGUGUAACAGAAAUUGUGGUUGAAAUAUGAUCAAAUUUGUUUCCGACAGUAGAUCACACUUAAACUCUUAAUGGUGCAACUGGCCAUUAGAAAAGCAUAGUAUUUCUUCUGAUCAUUUCUAAGCAGAGGCAGAUUCUAGAAAUAACCUUUUGUUUGUAUCAGUCAGGAAUAAAAUAGCUCACAGAUGCAGACAAGAUGUCUUCAUAUUUAAUUCCAAAGUAGCUUAGUUAAAUGGGUUCCCCCCUUGCUAUUUACCUAAAAAAUUUCCCUGAAUUUUCCCUGUCUUUUCUGUCUAACCAAAAAGAAAUUCCUCUCAAUCAAUUUUGGAAGAAACUUAAUUACAUUAAUUAUAAAAACUUGAUAAAACACAUUUCAACCAUACAUAAAAUGUCAAAUUUACAAUAAUAUCUUUUAUGGCUCGAUAUACAAUUUGCAAUGUUACCACUUCCAUCGCUGCUACCCAUUCAAUAUUGUUAGUUUAUAAUAAAAGUAUUAUAUUUGAUCAAACUUUGAAAUAAUACAUUACUAGAUAGUGACCAUGUAAACAAGUAUCAACAUUUGAUCAUGUUUCAAAUCAUUACACAGUUGCAACAUGAAUUUUGGUUAAAAUAUAGUCUGGUUUAGUGACAUUGAUGGAUCACACUAGUAUAAAAAAUUACUCUUCAAGUUUGGUAACUAAAAUGUUGUGAAUUUCCCUGGUUUUCCCCCAGAUUUUUGGAGUAAUAUUUUUCAAUUCUCUCUUACUGGGAUCCUUGUAAAUUAGGGUGAAUAUAAUUGAAAUUACUUUUAUGACAUUACAUAAUGCCACAAACCACUUAAUUGAAAUAAACCUGAUUUAGAGAUUGACUUCCUGUAGUAAACGCUUUGUAGCAUUAUCGCAGUUAUCAGUGUGUGCUUAAUGUUUUUAAAGUUUUAUUAAAAUUUUUGUGUAGUUAAUGAAAAUUACAUAGGUUAAAUCACUGGUAAAAUGUGGAAUUAUCAGUUCAAAUAAUAAAAAAAACUAUGUAAAAUUAAACAUUUAUUAAUCAAUGUCUCACUUAAAAUUCACACAGGGAAAGUUUAAACUGUUAGUGCAAGGUAUAUAUUUUUAUAAGGUAGUGUUAGGUGCAUUUUAGGGUAAGUGUACUGCAGUGUAGAUAUUCGGUCCAUUGGACAAUGAAAAUGGUACCUCAGUUAUAACUUUCUGAUGUAAAUAUUAAGUAAUAACUCAUGUUUUGUAGUUGAUUUGUAUUAAGAGUUGAAAGCUAAAACUUUGUAUCAUGCAUGUAGUAAAAAAAAUGGUUGCAAACCUAACAAAAUGUUGUAAUUUAAGGUCACAAAUCCUGUAGUGUCAUUCACAAAGUAUUUUACUUGUUCCAAAUAAAGUGGUUACAAUUUA